Molecule: messenger RNA, 1735 nt
Organism: Carica papaya (papaya)
Lineage: Eukaryota; Viridiplantae; Streptophyta; Magnoliopsida; Brassicales; Caricaceae
Product: metal tolerance protein A2
Biological process (GO): zinc ion transmembrane transport
Cellular component (GO): plasma membrane; vacuole
Molecular function (GO): zinc ion transmembrane transporter activity
Source: RefSeq, a predicted model, not a curated record
UCUACAAAAACCCUAGAGAGGGAGACGGAGGAGGAGAGGAAUGAAGAAAGAGAUGAUAAGAUGAGAGCGAGAUGACAUAUAUGUAACACUGCAAUGUCUUUGUAUUAUAAUAAAACACCAUAUCUAACCUACAUUCUCUUUGUUCCUUAAAUAAAUAUUUCUUAACCAUCUGCUCAAGAAAAAAAAAAAAACGUCUUAAUCAACUUUAUUGUGACAGAGAGACAUAGAGACACAGAUUCUGCAACUUGAGGAGAACUUUCAAUUGCUCAAAGAUGGAAGUGCAGAGUUCUGAACACGGGCAUAUCAUUGAGAUUUAUGGAGAUGUGGCUGCUGGAGAGACAAGCUUGACUGGGAGUAAGGUUUGUGGGGGAGCACCAUGUGGGUUUUCAGAUGCCAAAGCCAGUUCUAAAGAUGCAAAGGAACGGUCAGCAUCCAUGAGGAAACUUUUGAUGGCAGUUGUGCUGUGUGUCAUCUUCAUGAGUGUAGAAGUUGUGGGAGGAAUUAAAGCCAACAGCCUUGCAAUUCUGACGGAUGCAGCUCAUCUAUUGUCUGAUGUUGCAGCAUUUGCAAUUUCCUUAUUCUCACUCUGGGCUUCGGGAUGGGAAGCAACUCCUCGCCAGUCAUAUGGUUUCUUCAGAAUUGAGAUACUCGGUGCCCUUGUUUCCAUCCAGAUGAUAUGGCUUCUUGCUGGGAUCCUUGUUUAUGAGGCCAUUGCUAGACUCAUUCAUGAUACUGGUGAAGUUCAGGGAUUUCUUAUGUUUGUGGUAUCUGCAUUUGGUUUAGUGGUGAACAUAGCCAUGGCUAUUCUAUUGGGUCAUGAUCAUGGUCAUGGACAUGGACAUGAUCAUGGCCAUGGCCAUGGACAUGUGCGUGUGCACGGACAUGGUGGGGAUGGACAUGUCCACAGUGAUCGUAUCCACGAGGAUCAUGAUAAGGCUCAUAACCAGGGAAUAACUGUAACUACACAUCAUCAUCAUCAUAGAGGGGGUCUGGAAUUUGGAAAUGAGCACCACCAUAGUGAUGAAACAGAUGCUACCAAACCUCUACUUUCAACAUGCUCUCAAUCAGAAAAUAAAUCUAACGGUGAAUUGAAAGAAAAGAAGCAAUGGAACAUCAACGUACAAGGAGCUUAUCUUCAUGUGCUUGGAGAUUCCAUCCAGAGUGUUGGGGUGAUGAUUGGCGGGGCAAUUAUAUGGUACAAGCCUGAGUGGAAGAUAAUUGAUUUGAUAUGCACCCUGAUAUUUUCUGUUAUUGUGCUGGGGACAACCAUAAGAAUGUUGAGGAGCAUUUUAGAGGUUCUAAUGGAGAGUACUCCUCGAGAGAUAGAUGCCACAAUGCUCGAGAAGGGUCUAUGCGAGAUGGAUGAGGUUGUUGCUGUUCACGAGUUACAUAUUUGGGCCAUUACGGUUGGGAAGAUAUUGUUGGCUUGUCAUGUUAGAAUAAAGCCUGAAGCUGAUGCUGACAUGGUACUAGACAAGGUUAUAGACUUCAUUAAGAGAGAAUAUAAUAUCAGUCAUGUGACUAUUCAGAUAGAGCGCUAGUAGAUCUGAUAGAGGUUAUUGAGCAGUGCAUUCUGUAUUUGGGAGGCGGGAUUUAGUUUUUCUUAUGAAUUCUUUUCAGAAGCUAGAGCUUGGGUAAGUUCAUAUUUUCCUUAAAUGGAACUGGUUGAUGUAAAUGGCUUUUUGGCUCAAUGUAUCCUUCUCUAUAUGCUUGCUUAUAUCCAAUAUGUUAGACA